Phyllostomus hastatus (greater spear-nosed bat) is the source of this 3650-nucleotide messenger RNA. Its product is annotated as N-acetyllactosaminide beta-1,6-N-acetylglucosaminyl-transferase. The record is from RefSeq and is a predicted model, not a curated record. NCBI's taxonomy places the organism in Eukaryota, Metazoa, Chordata, Mammalia, Chiroptera, Phyllostomidae. The transcript is spliced from 3 exons. Gene Ontology annotation, biological process: transforming growth factor beta receptor signaling pathway. Gene Ontology annotation, cellular component: membrane. Gene Ontology annotation, molecular function: acetylglucosaminyltransferase activity. Bases 436 to 1638 code for a protein of 400 amino acids.
AGGAGCGGUCAAUCCUUUCCAGAACGUAAUUUGCUGUGAUCCACCACUUGCAUUUCAUAUGCAAAUGAGGAGGGCUUCCCGAAGGCUGGGCGGGCUGAGCCUCCGCUCUGCUCUCUCUGCUGUCUGCGCUCUGCUGUCUGCCCACUGCUGUUUGGUGUCUGCUCGCUCUCUCGUCCCAGCGCCUGGGGCCUGAGACCAGUGCCUGUUGGAGAAGCAUGUCCUCUCCCACCACUGCCCAAGAAGAUGGACGCGAUACUAAAGUAGAGAAUAAAUGAGGAUUAAAGGACUCCGGAAAGGAAGCCCGUUUGAGAAGCUGUUGACAUUCAAGACUGGCAAAGGGAGUCCAUUCAGCGUCUUCACACCUGUGAUUUCAGGGACUGAUUGAUCAUUUCCCAAUCCCUGGAGAGAGAUUCUUUCCUCAAACUAUCGAAAAUAAUGAACUUUUGGAAGUAUUACCUUUUUGCUUUCACUGUGCUCACUGUAGUUAUUUUUGUGAUAGUUUACAGUAGCCAAUUAAUCCUGCCAAAAAGGAGGUUGAAUAGCUCCAGUGAAAGGUAUUCUGUUAUAAAUGCCUGUAAGGAUGCCUUAGAAGAUAAGUCAACUUUUUUCUGGGAGAAGACGUUGACAUCACCUUUGGGAAGUGUUCCUUGCAAGGACUACCUGAUCCUGAAUCACUACAUCACUAGCCCCCUGUCAGAAGAAGAAGUGGCAUUCCCUUUGGCAUAUGUCCUGGUCAUCCAUAAAGACUUUGAUACUUUUGAAAGGCUUUUCAGGGCUAUCUACAUGCCCCAAAAUGUUUACUGUGUUCACGUGGAUGAGAAAGCCACAGCAGAGUUUAAGAAAACUGUGUGGCAGUUACUGAGCUGCUUUCAAAAUGCUUUCAUUGCUUCGAAGAUUGAGCCUGUGGUCUAUGCCGGCAUUUCCAGGCUCCAGGCUGACCUGAACUGCCUUAAAGACCUGGUAGCCUCUGAGGUCCCAUGGAAGUAUGUCAUCAACACCUGUGGACAAGAUUUUCCCCUGAAAACCAACAAAGAAAUAGUUCAGUAUCUGAAAGGAUUUAAAGGGAAAAACAUUACCCCUGGGGUGCUGCCUCCAGCUCAUGCAAUUGGCCGGACUAAAUAUGUCCACCAAGAGCACAUAGGCAAAGAUGGCUCUUUUGUGAAAAAUACUAACAUUUUGAAAACCUCACCUCCACAUCAGCUGACCAUCUACUUUGGCACUGCCUACGUGGCCCUUACCAGAGACUUUGUCAACUUCAUCUUCCAUGACAAAAGGGCCAUUGAUCUACUGCACUGGUCAAAAGAUACCUAUAGUCCUGAUGAACAUUUCUGGGUGACACUUAAUAGGAUUCCAAGUGUCCCUGGCUCCAUGCCAAAUGCAUCAUGGACUGGUAACCUCAGAGCCGUCAAGUGGAUUGACAUGGAAGAUAAACACGGAGGUUGCCAUGGCCACUAUGUCCAUGGCAUUUGUAUCUAUGGAAAUGGAGAUUUAAAGUGGCUGAUUAAUUCACCAAGCCUUUUUGCUAACAAGUUUGAACUUACUACGUACCCCCUUACUAUAGAAUGCCUAGAAUUGAGACUUCGAGAAAGAACCCUAAAUCAGAGUGAAACUGCAAUACAACCCAGCUGGUAUUUUUGAUCUACUGUAACUCAUGACUAAAGGGAAAUCGCAAUUGGGAGGAAGAGCCUUUGUGAGAAGACUUUGCUUGGUUAACAUUUUAAGGACUGAGGUUAUGGCUUCAGAACCUGGCUACUCUAACACAUGUUACAAUAUCCACUGGACACUGUGAAACACAUUAACAGGAAGGCUGCAUGGAGCGAUCCUGGCACUUUGGCCACUCUGGCUGUUUCUAGAUGCUCACCUCUUUGUUUGUUGUUCUGAUCAAGGAUCAGUGUAAGUGCUCUCAUAUCUUUACAUCAGAUAGUCAUCAUAUAUAAAUGUUCUAAUCAAAAGGAGGAUUGUAGGUAAUAUAACUUAGGAAAAUAAGGACUGGGUUUCUUUGAAGAAGCAAUCAUUUAUAACAGAUCUAUAGUCACAUAUUAAUGGACACCGUUCUUUGCUCAGCUGCACAUAGACAUAUAAGCAGCUUUCAGGGUAACUCACCUAUCUUCUCUAAUACUUGAGCUACUAGAACUGAAAACUAGAUCCUGUUCCUGACUUUUAAAACUAGCAUUUUCAGUUUACUUGUCUGAAGUUCUGUAUAGAAUAGACAGUAAUUAGGAGACAGAAUGUGUUUUAAGACAGCAGUCCCUGCCAGGUGCUUCAGUAAAAGGACUUAGGAGAACAGAAUAUUUCUCAAUUUUGUCAGAACGUGACCUGAUACCUCAAAAUUAAUCACUUUCCUCUUCGUCACCACCCUCUCAACUCCCAUCAAAGUUCUCUUACUUGCAAAAUGGAAACCAAAUUCUAUCCAUAGUGUUUUCUGAGCGGCUUACAAUGCCUGGUGCUGAUAAGAAUGCCUAGGCGUUUAAGAGCUUUCAUUUGUGGUUGAGCAUCUGUCUCAUUUAUCCCUUGUCCAUUCAUUCAUCCAAUUCAUUCAGCAUACAGUCAAUAAAUAUUUCUUGAGUGUCUAGUAUAUACUAUACACGUGCAGAGACAAAGCAGGAAAAUUAAGACAGAAGCUUUUUCACUCUAAAAAUCUCGAUAAUAAUGUUAACAUUGGAAAGACUGCUGUAGAGAACCUUAAAUAAUUGUUGUAUUUUAAUACAUUCAUAUGUAGGAUUGUAGAUUGUGAUAUCAGUAAUUACAAAUUGAGGCUUAAAUCAGAGAUUAUUUGAAAGAACAGAAGGAGGAGACAGAAGCUAAAAAGCCUAUUGUGUUCAAGGCAUUCUGCUAGCUCACCGUUCAAACCUCACAACCCUCCUGUGAGAUCCUCAUUAUUUAUCCCCGUGUUGCAGAUGAGGUCAGUGAGGCUUAGAGAGGCUGUUGCUAAGCACUAAGAAACACAUUCCUGCCUGACAGUUGGGAUUCUCCUACUAGUCUUAGUUCAUUUCCUGAGGUAGAAUAUUAGAGAAGGUGAAAUGUAGCCAUAUUUACUGUACCAGAGAAGGUAGGUUUUAGGAAUGAUCUCAGUGUUAAAAUUGAGAAAAGUUCCCAUCACCUCAGAACAAUGUGAAGUCCAUGUUUGUAUUACACUGAUCUAUUGAGUUCCUCAAUAUUUAUUCUGAUGAAAAACAUUUACUACAACUAAUGAUGCAUUUAAUUAAUGUAAUUUUCCCCUUUAUUCUAUAAUUGUACCUGUUGAAAGUUAAUCAUAUUUAAAGGGAGUGACUGAAAUAAAGCUUUCUUUGCUCCUGCUGCUUAAAGGGAUGGAACUAUAUUGGGAGAUGAAGGGCUGAGUGGAGGGAAUACAGCAAGAACUAAUGACAGAGUCCUUUUUCAACUUAUUCAAAUGACACCACCUGAAAAGAAGAAAUGUUUUACACUGGAUCUUUCUCACAUAGAAUGAGAAAUCUUUUGGAAUAGAUGUUUACAUGUUCAUUGCUGGUCAUGCCUCCUGUGUCUUUAAUACUUUAACAUUGGAAGAGUGUAGUGUUGGGCUAGUGGGUUUCUCCUCCUCGUGGAGAUGCCCCCAAACUACUGAAUCUGUGUUUGAUUUCAGUAAUGUUCCACAUUGUUUCCUUGGAAAUAAAUUAAUAUAUUGUUUUCCA